Molecule: messenger RNA, 6503 nt
Organism: Anoplopoma fimbria (sablefish)
Lineage: Eukaryota; Metazoa; Chordata; Actinopteri; Perciformes; Anoplopomatidae
Gene: ino80
Product: INO80 complex ATPase subunit
Exons: 37
Coding region: 234-5045 (1603 amino acids)
Biological process (GO): DNA-templated transcription; chromatin remodeling; DNA repair
Cellular component (GO): nucleus; Ino80 complex
Molecular function (GO): ATP hydrolysis activity; ATP binding; DNA binding
Source: RefSeq, a predicted model, not a curated record
UGCUGUUGCUGCCGACUCAAAGCUCACAGACUCGCUCGGCGCCUCAAACCGCCAUUUUGGAGUCAGAGAACCGAGAGUCGGCAGCAGCGGGGAGAGAGACGCGAAAAAAGGGGGACACGGGGCUGAGGAGAUUUUCACAAUUGUCUGAUCAUUAAUCUUGGAAUCAAGAACAAUGGCAUCCUUUACUGAGAAGUAAAAGUUGCUGCCCUGCUGGGCAGAGGUGUCUGUGGUGCAUGGCGUCAGGUCAGGGUGGCCGACUGGAGGCGGGGGCAUCAGGGAGCUCUGGCCUGGCCAAACCUCUCUACCUGCAGCGCUUGGAAAGAUCCCUGAGGCUGGACAGUUUCCUGCGCCAGACAGCCGCCAUCUUCAACGGAGACAUAACCAGUGAUGACAGUGACGACAGCGAUGGUGCACUGGAGACAGGGCUGUCCCUGGACCCCUCACUCAGUCAGCACACAGCUUUGACAGUGAAGAGUGAGUCAUGUGACCAAGGGGACAGGUUGUCAGAGGGAAAGCCCCUCAAUGGAGUUCUGCUGCAGGGUAAAGAUCAAAAGGCAGAUAAAACAAACCUCUACAAUUUCUCCAAGCUGAAGAAGAACAGGAAAUGGCUUAAGAGUAUUCUGUUGAGUGACGACACCACAGACUCAGACACAGACUCGGAUGACUCUGACUUCAGCUUGUCCCGGGAGGAGCUGCAUGACAUGCUGCGGUUACAUCGCUACACCAGGCAGCAUCAGAGCAAGUUCCACUCUGACCAGGAGCUUCACCAAUAUCAGUACUACAGCACUGGACUCCUCUCUUCCCAUGACCCCUUCUAUGAGCAGCAGCGCCACCUACUGGGCCCGAAGAAGAAGAAAAUCAAAGAUGAAAAGAAAUUCAAAGCCAAAUUGAAAAAGGUGAAGAAGAAGAAGAAACGAGGAGAGGGAGAGUUUCUGGAUGAUGGGCGUCCUUAUAUCACCAAGAUCUUCGCAAAGUUUUCCCAUGAUGCUCCGCUGCCCGUGGUGAAGAAGAAGCAUCUCACCAUCGAGCAGCUGAACGCGCGGCGACGUAAGGUCUGGCUCACCAUCGCCAAAAAGGAGAUUCCCAAGACUUUCAAGCAGAAGACCUCUGCUAAGAACUUAGUAUUGACCAAUGCUAAAAAGUUGGCCCAUCAGUGCAUGAGAGAGGUUCGCCGUGCAGCUAUCCAGGCCCAGAAGAACUGCAAGGAGACGUUACCCCGCGCCCGCCGCCUCACCAAGGAGAUGAUGCUCUACUGGAAGAAGUACGACAAAGUGGAGAAGGAGCACAGGAAGAGGGCGGAGAAGGAGGCCCUGGAGCAACGCAAGCUGGACGAAGAGAUGAAAGAAGCCAAGCGGCAGCAGCGUAAACUGAACUUCCUCAUCACCCAGACAGAGCUGUAUGCUCACUUCAUGGGCGGUAAAGCCAGCAGUGCAGACGGGGAAAUGUCUCAGGAGGAAAUUCUGAGAAAGCUGGAAGACACCGCGGGCCACAGACAGAUCGACAUCGGGGGAGGUGUUAUGGUCAACAUGGGACAGGAGGACUAUGAUGAUCGUAAUGCCUUUUCAGAUAGCGAUUACUACAAGUCCCGGGCCUUGAGGAACGCCAAAGAAGCCUUCCAGAUUCAUCAAGAGAGAACGCGGAUGUUCGAUGAGGAGGCUAAGGACAGUCGCUGCGCGUCGGUACAUGCCGCCGUUGGCCCGUCCUCCGGCUGCGGGUUCGGAGAGAGCUACAGCCUCGCCAACCCGUCCAUCCACGCGGGGGAAGAAAUUCCUCAGCCCGACAUCUUCAUCGGCAAACUCAAGGGUUACCAACUCAAGGGCAUGAACUGGCUGGCCAACCUCUACGAACAGGGAAUCAAUGGAAUCCUGGCAGAUGAGAUGGGACUCGGGAAGACGGUGCAGAGUAUCGCCCUGUUGGCUCACUUAGCAGAGAGAGACAACAUCUGGGGUCCAUUCCUGAUCAUCUCUCCUGCAUCCACGCUCAACAACUGGCACCAGGAGUUCACCCGCUUUGUGCCCAAAUUCAAGGUGUUGCCAUACUGGGGGAAUCCACAUGAUCGUAAGGUGAUUCGGAAAUUUUGGAGCCAGAAAACCCUUUACACUCAAAAUGCGCCGUUCCAUGUGGUGAUCACGAGCUACCAGCUGGUGGUCCAGGACGUGAAGUACUUUCAGAGGGUCAAGUGGCAGUACAUGGUUCUGGAUGAGGCCCAGGCACUGAAAAGCAGCACCAGUGUUCGGUGGAAAAUCCUUCUGCAGUUCCAGUGUCGAAACAGGCUGCUGCUCACCGGGACGCCCAUCCAGAACACAAUGGCUGAGCUGUGGGCCCUGCUGCACUUCAUCAUGCCUACAUUGUUUGAUUCCCAUGAAGAGUUCAACGAGUGGUUCUCCAAGGACAUCGAGAGCCACGCUGAAAACAAGUCUGCCAUCGACGAGAACCAACUUUCCAGACUGCACAUGAUCCUCAAGCCUUUCAUGCUGCGCAGAAUCAAGAAGGAUGUUGAGAACGAGCUCUCAGACAAGAUCGAGAUCCUGACCUACUGCCAGCUGACUUCCCGGCAGAGGCUGCUCUACCAGGCUCUGAGGAACAAGAUCUCCAUCGAGGAUCUGCUGCAGUCCUCCAUGGGCACGUCGCAGCAGUCCCACAACACCACCUCCUCCCUCAUGAACCUGGUCAUGCAGUUCAGGAAGGUGUGUAACCACCCUGACCUGUUUGAGCGCCAGGAGACUCGCUCUCCUUUCCACAUGUCCCUGAAGCCCUUCACCAUGUCAAAGUUCCUCUUCCGUCACGGCCUCAUCCACGCACACAACCAGGCCAGAAACAAAUUACUUCAAGUGCUGUUGUCUCCCUUCUCCCCAAAUCACAUCCAGCAGUCUCUUUUUCACAGAAAAGGUGAUGACAAAGGAAGCUGUUUCUCCUUCCUGCGCUUCAUCGACGUGUCACCGGCUGAGAUGUCCAAUCUCAUGCUGCAAGGCACCUUAGCAAGAUGGUUAGCUCUUUUUCUGUCCCUCAAAGCCUCAUAUCGGCUCCACCAUCAGCGCCUCUUCGGCCCUGAAGGAGAGGGCCAGGAGGAAGCCGGAGACUCGCAGGGGGAGAGUGGGAGGUUACAGCCCAGGAGUAAGUGUCUGUCUCACAAGGACCUAAUUCUGUGGCUGAACAGACCCACCAACUUCCCAAACAUGCAAACCAGCCCUGUCAUACAGGACCUGGUGUUCACAGCCUUAAGACCCGGCAUGAUGGGACACACAGAUGUGAAGAUCCACAGUCGAAACUAUUCCACCACCACGCUGCGGCCCUGUCAGCUAACCCUACCACCCAAGUUCCUGCUAGCUGCCACGCCCAGGGUGACAGCAGUUCCCAUGGAGCGUUAUUGUGACGACCGCAGUGCAGAGUACGAGUGGCGGGUGACACGCAGCGGAGGGGGCGCCGUCUUCAAACAGUGUUUCCUCUACGGCUCCCCGGAACUUGCCUCAGACUGGCUCGCGAGGUCCAACGCUUUCCACCCACAAUGCCCCGGGGGUGUGAUGGCCCUCUACCCGCGGCACGGAUGGUCCUACAUUCGGAUACCUGAUAAGGAGAGCCUGAUCACGGACAGUGGCAAACUCCACACCUUGGAUAUCCUGUUGAGUCGGCUAAAGAACCACGGACACAGAGUCCUCAUCUACUCCCAGAUGACCCGCAUGAUAGACCUACUGGAGGAGUACAUGGUUUAUCGUAAGCACACCUACAUGCGCCUCGAUGGAUCCUCCAAGAUUUCUGAGCGCAGAGACAUGGUGGCUGACUUCCAGAGCCGGACGGACAUCUUUGUGUUUCUGCUGAGUACGAGGGCCGGAGGUCUCGGCAUUAACCUGACUGCUGCUGACACCGUCAUCUUCUACGACAGCGACUGGAACCCCACGGUGGACCAGCAGGCCAUGGACCGAGCUCACAGGCUGGGUCAGACCAAGCAGGUCACCGUCUAUCGGCUCAUCUGCCAGGGGUCCAUCGAGGAGAGGAUCCUUCAGCGGGCCAAGGAGAAAAGCGAGAUCCAAAGGGUGGUGAUCUCUGGAGGCAACUUCAAACCAGACACACUCAAACCCAAAGAGGUGGUCAGCCUGCUAUUGGACGACGAUGAGCUGGAGAAGAAACUGCGUCAGAGACAGGAUGAGAAGAGGCAGGUGGAAGAGUGCAGCAAAGUGAAGGAACGCAAGAGGAAGAGGGAGAAGUACGCCGAGAAGCAGAGGAAAAACGAGGAGUCGGAGAGCAAGAAGAAGAAGGAGGUGAACCUGGUCAUCUCUCAUGCGCCCUCGGCCGACAACUCCAACCUCUCCGCAGAUGGAGACGACUCCUUCAUCAGCGUUGAGAUGGACUCGGCCAUGCCCAGUCCCUUUAGUGAGAUCUCCCUGAGCAGCGAGCUCCAGCCCGGCUCGUUACCCCCGGACGCCGACGCGGACGAGAGCAGCAGCGACAUGCUGGUCAUCGUGGACGACCCGGUGUCCUCGGCGCCGCAGUCUCGCGCCACCAACUCCCCGUCCUCUGUGUCUGGAUCAGUCUCUGACAACAUGAACGGCGUUUCAGCCUCCGAAGCAAUCAGUCCCGGCAGAGGCAGGUCUGCGCGGAGUCGGGGGCGGCCCAAAGGUUCAGGAGGCGGAACGAAGUCGGGAGGGAAAGCACGUGGGCGCAAGUCCACCGCGGGCAGUGCGGCGGCCAUGGCGGGGGCGAUGGCCGGUGCGGCGGCUGCUUCUGCGGCAGCUUAUGCUGCUUACGGUUACAGUGUUUCUAAAGCAGGCCUCGCUGCGUCCAGCCCCCUGCAGCCUUCCCUGGGCCGGUCCGGUACCAGCCCCGCCUUCAACCCCAGCAGGAGCUCCUCCCCCAGGGCAAAGGAGGCUCCUCCACACCGACGACGAGCCCCCACAAACAGCUGGCCCACAGCCACCACCACCACAGCAGCCACGGAGCAGUCAGGAAGGGCAAGGGCCCCAGCGGUCCCGGGGCUCGAUGAUGCAAACUGUACACACACAAAUGUGCCCACCACACACACACACACACACACACACACACACAGAUAACUGACCUGCUCUCACUGUGAUCCCAACAGCGACUUUAUGCCUAAACUAAUAGGGAAUGCAGAAAAAAUAUAGUAACAGAGGUUCACUACCUGGAGGACCAUGCUGCAUCUGCUGGCUCAGCAACUAAAAAUGACCCUCUUCACACACACACACACACACACACACACACACACACACACACACACACACACACACACACACACACACACACACACACACACACAAUCAUUUGAAGGUACAGUCCCAACCAGCCUUCACAUUUCUCGGUUUUAAUUUAAUGAGUCCUGAUCAGUGGACAAAAUCCGCCUUGAGUAUCUUUGUUUGCAUUGCGACAAAAGUAUUUCCAAAUGCUUUUUUUGAGAAGACAAGACUGUACUUUUUUCUAUUCGUGACAGGAAGCUCUUUUGAUUUGCUACCUAGCUGUGAUGUUACAACAUAAAGGUGAACCGACACACGUAGGUUAAAGGGCUUUGAAAUGUUUUGCCAGUUCAAGGAGGCAAAGGAGUAUAACUGUCAAAUGCACUGAGCCACGUCUUCCGUUUUUUUUUUUUUUUUUUUGGUGUUGUAUAUUCUCACACAUGUACAUUAGGUUAUUUAAUUGUUGUGUAGAUAUGCUCAGUGCAAACUGUCGGAUGGUUCUUCAUUUCACAGAGCUGUGAACGUGUAUAUAUAUAUAUAUAUACACCUUACCACCCCCAAACUUUACCAAACAAUAUCGACAGCUUUUCUACUAAAGCUCCUAUUUUUGUAAUCAAUGAUGCGCGUGAGUACCCAUACCAACAUGGCAGGUCUUAGCAUUUUGAAAAUCUUUUUGUCCAUAAAAUGUUUUCCCCGUUACAGACGGAAAUGAAAAUCAGUGAUUUAUAUUUUUUGUCCGAUGGGAAAAUGAAUGAAUGGAUGAUGUGGAAAAAAAUGAUAUUCCGAAACGAGGAGUACUGGUUGAUCCGGCAAUGCUGCUAACAGUAAAUUUAUGAAUUAACUCAGAUUAUUUGGUUGUCUUUACUUAAGUUAUUUCAUUUAUGUUGAAAAUAAAUGGGCAAUUCAUAAUUGUUGCGAAUGGGGUAUUCAUCUGUAAAACUGUGUAAAUUGUACUGAAGCCAUUUUUUUUAUUUUUCAGAAAUUGCUUCUUUUUUUUUUUUUUUUUUUUUUUUUUUUUUUUUUCGUGAUGAGUCUGCUGUUCUCUUUGAUGUCAUUGAUGUUUUAGGAACGAAAGUUUGCAUCAGUGUCCUAAGUUGAGCACUACAUCUGUUAUAGGCUUUGUUUGUUUUGUGUUAAUAGUGUGAUUAAAAAUCCGAUGUUCUAUAUUGAUGUACAUAAUGAUGAGAGCGACGUUUUCUUUUGGCUUUUCCCCUCAUUUGCCUGUCUAUUUUUAUAGGUCAUGUGUACAUACGAAGAAAUGCGUCUGCCAUUUUACUAACAGGAGGAGCCAACUGAAAAUAAAAAGAGUGCUUAAUCAGC